UCUCUAGUGCAAUCGAGUGAAGAGAGAAAUUAUAGUCGUUGUCCCGAUUGCAUCAACUUGUGUUCCGUGCAACAUCGAGGGUUCCUUGAUCAACGAUAGUUAUGCCGACAAUAACUGUAAAUCGAAGUGUAUUGUUUGAAGCUCUUGAGAAAACAUACACUGAUGAAGAAUUUGCAGAUCUUUGUUUCGACUUUGGACUUGAACUGGAUGAAGUGACAUCCGAGAAGGCUAUGGUGGCUAAAGAGCAAGGAGAUACGCAGGUAACCAGUGAUUUAUCUGAAGAGAUUGUUUAUAAAAUAGACAUUCCAGCGAACAGGUAUGAUCUGCUGUGUGUUGAAGGACUCGUCCGAGGGCUACUCAUCUUUCUGGAGAAAAUAGAUAUUCCUGUUUAUCAAAAGGUGGAGCCGGAAACACCACAGAGGUUGCAUAUUAAACCUUCGACAGCCGAGGUUCGUCCACAUUGUGUUGCAGCUGUACUAAGGAACAUCACUUUCAAUAAGGCUCGCUACAAUAGUUUCAUUGAGUUGCAGGAGAAGCUACAUCAAAAUCUCUGCAGAAAGCGUUCAUUGGUUGCCAUUGGAACGCAUGAUUUGGAUACUCUUGAGGGACCAUUCAGUUAUGAGGCACUUCCACCUUCAGAGAUUAAAUUUCAGCCUCUCAAUCAGUCGAGAAGUUUCACUGCCAGUGAACUGAUGGAUUUUUAUGCUACUGACAGCCACCUUCGCCAUUAUCUGCCAAUCAUCAGAGACAAGCCUGUGUAUCCUGUGAUCUACGACAGUAACCGAGUCGUUCUGUCUCUUCCACCAAUAAUAAAUGGUGACCAUUCUAAAAUCACUCUAGAUACCAAAAAUAUAUUUAUUGAGUGUACAGCUACAGACUUAAACAAAGCCAAGGCUGUCCUGGAUACCAUGGUCACCAUGUUUAGUCAAUACUGUGGCAAUCCUUUCCAGGUUGAAGUUGUGGAGGUUGUACAAGCUGAUGGCACCGUGGUAAAAUAUCCAGACCUUGCGUAUCGUAAAGAAGUUAUUAGUGCCAAAACAAUUAAUUCUAAAGUUGGAAUCAGUGAAGACCCAGCAAAUAUUGCCAGUCUUUUGACAAAGAUGUGCCUGAAGAGUCACUUAAUUGAUGAGGACCAAAUUGAAAUUGAUAUUCCACCCACAAGAACUGAUAUAAUCCAUGCCUGUGAUAUUAUCGAGGAUGUUGCCAUUGCAUACGGCUAUGAUAACAUUUCAUACACUUUUCCACAAACUUACGCAACAGCAACACAAGUUCCUAUGAAUCAAUUAGGUGAUCUAUUGAGGGUCAACAUUGCAGCUGCUGGUUUCUCUGAGGUCCUUACUUUUGCAUUGUGUUCAAGAGAGGACAUUGCUGAUAAACUUCGACUUAAUAUCAAUGAUAUAAAACCUGUACACAUUUCCAACCCUAAAACAGCAGAAUUCCAGGUUGCUCGUACAAUGCUCCUACCUGGUUUGUUGAAAACCUUGUCCAACAACAAGAAUAUGCCUCUUCCAUUAAAACUAUUUGAGAUCUCCGAUGUUGUUUUACAGGACUCCAGCAGAGACAAUGGAGCGAAGAAUGAACGUCAUUUGUGUGCUGUCUACUACAACAAGAAUUCUGGUUUCGAAGUCUUACAUGGCUUGAUGGACCGCAUUAUGCAGCUGCUGGAUGUAAAGUAUGCAUCAGACAGUGCUGCAAACUAUUACAUCAAACCACUCGAAGAUCCGACUUUUUUCCCCGGCCGUUGUGCAGAGAUCAUUGCUGGAAACCAAAGUGUUGGCAAGUUUGGAGUAUUACACCCAGAUGUGAUCACAAAGUUUGAGCUCAACAUGCCAUGCUCUGCUUUAGAGAUCAAUAUUGAGAAACUAUAAAAUGGCUUUUCUUGCACAAUUUGAAAUCCAUUUGUAUGGAUUACACCAUCAGCCUGGUCUUUGACCGACAAUCACAAACACCACUGCAAUCUAAUUUAUGCAAUAUUGUAAUUGAUUAAUUAAAUGCAUUGAUCAUGAAAAUCUAUGUAUGUGUAUAUAUACGCACUCAAAAGAGCAGUAAUAAAAAUUGUCAAGUGUUAUA
Molecule: messenger RNA, 2070 nt
Organism: Octopus sinensis (East Asian common octopus)
Lineage: Eukaryota; Metazoa; Mollusca; Cephalopoda; Octopoda; Octopodidae
Product: phenylalanine--tRNA ligase beta subunit
Exons: 19
Coding region: 102-1868 (588 amino acids)
Biological process (GO): phenylalanyl-tRNA aminoacylation
Cellular component (GO): cytoplasm; phenylalanine-tRNA ligase complex
Molecular function (GO): phenylalanine-tRNA ligase activity; magnesium ion binding; ATP binding
Source: RefSeq, a predicted model, not a curated record